AUGUCACACCCCGUAUUCUCUGCCGCUCCCUUCUCCAUUCCUUCUCUCCCUGUCCGUCCUUCCUCACCUCCCCGCCCUGCCUUUCCCUCCUCUGCCUCCUGUCCCGCCCCAUCCCCCCGCCAUUCCCCCUUUCCCCCUUCCCCUUCCUCCAAACCCCCAUCCCUGCCCCGCCCUUUCCCUCCCUCCAGCCCCCGUUCCCGCCCCUCUUCCCCUUCCCUCCCCCGUCCCUCUUCCCCCUCCUUUCCCCACCCCCCGCUCUCCCCCUCUCCCUCCCCCCGCCCCUCCAACCUUCGCACUCUAUCUCGCCGGCGCCCCCCUUCCCCCCCAAUGCCCUCCCCCUCUUCGCGCCCCCGCGCCCUCCGCCCCCUCACAGUGGUAGCAGCUGCCUCGGAAGGCACCUCCUACUCCCCCCGCGCCUUCCCCAUCCUCUCCCCCUCCGCCUCCCCUCGCACCCGCUCCGCCUUCUCCCCGUCCUCCUCCCCUCCGUGCUCUCCCUCACUCUCCUCCGCUCCUCCUCCCUCCCAGACCUUCUCACUCCCAUCCUUUCUCUCGGACCGCUACCUACCCUCCUCCUCCUCCACCUCCUCCUCCUCACCCAUUGUCACAGGCACACCUGCUGCUGCUGCCUCCUCUGCAGCGGAUUCCGACCACCCUUUCCCCACCCAGCCACCUUUUCUUGUGCUGGACUUUCCACCGUCUUUAAACCCUGCAAGUGAUUCUGAAAAAGUACCAGGAGAGGAAAGAGGUGGAAGCAAGGGAGAGGAAAGAGGUGGAAGCAAGGGAGAGGGAGCCCUGCCUGCUGCUGCUGCUGCUGCUGCUGCUGCUGCUGCUGCUGCUGCUGAUGGCACAGUGGCAGGGGCAGGGGCAGCAGUGGUGUGUACAGCAGACACAGGAGAAGGCGGUGACAGAGGGGGAGAUGAAGCACUGCCUACUGCCUCUCUUGCACCCCCUGCAUCUGCUGUCCCUGCUGCCCCUGCUGUUGCGGUUGCCGGCACAGCGGCAGUGGGAGCAGCAGCAGCGGUUUUUGCUGCUGCAGUGGCUGGUGCGGGCGGCAGCUCGCCUGAAGUGGAGGGUAGGAGGGAGGAAUCAGACGGUAGGGAGGCAGUGGAGGGAAGGGAGGAGAAGAGUGGGACAGACCAGUCCGACAGGGCAGAGGGGCGAGUGAAUGGAAGUGAGAGGAGUGGGGAGGGCGAUGAGAAGGGGAGCAGUAUGCCUGCCAUGGUGGCGGUACCAGAUGGUGCCACCACGGGAACAGCAGCGACGGUGACACCACUUGCGACCUCCUUGGAGGCUCCUUCUCUGUUGGUGGAACCGGGCGUGUUAGCACCUGCCUCAGCAACAUUGCCCAGGCCAAUGGUUGCCACUGCAGCUGGUGAUGGCAGCGGCAUGGGGAUGGGCAGUGGCAUUGAGGAGGCUGAGCUUACUUUCAGCACCACCAUCGCCCAUGCUAGCAGUGGCAGCAGCAGCAGUGCAAGUGAGGGUGCAAGUGUUGCAAGCAGCAUGACACCAGCGGUCUCUGCUGAAUCUGCUCCCCACAUGCCUCUCUUCCGCCCCAAGGCCCCUCCUCCCCUCCCGCUCUCUCCUCGGCCCCUGUCUCCCCUGCGUUCCAAGCAGUACCUUGCGCUCUUCUCCUCCCCUCCAAUGUCCCCGGAUCUAAAAAAGCAGCAGCAGCAACAGGCAGCAGCAAGGAGGGUGGACUCUCCCCCUCUCUCCCCGCAGCAAAUGUCUGCUCUCUCGCCGUCACCUCCCCGUUCCCCCCAGCAACCCCCUGGCGUGCCUCGCUCCAUCUCCCCCCACCGCCACCGCUUUGCGCUCUCUGCCUCCUCUGCUCUUGCUGCCUCCGCUGCUGCUGCCACCGCUGCUGCUGCUGUCCCUGCUGCUGCCACCGCUGCAUCUGCCAUUGGUACCACUACUUCUGCUUCAGAUGGGGAGAAUAUGUCAGGUACGGGACCGGCGAGAGCAUCGGCAGCUGGGUGUGACGUGGCAGGUCUUGCGGACGUGGCAGAUGAUGCUCACGUGGAAUUUUCCUCUGAUGCCGCCAGCAGCGCAGGUACCCCUGCAGUGGCUGGAUUGGGCCUGCGGACAGUGUGCUCCGGUGAAGUGGAAGAGGAGAAAGAGAGGGAGGAGGGAGAGGAGGGAGAGGAAGGAGGGGAGGGAGAGGAGGUAGAGGAGGUCGAGGAGGGGGGAGAGGGAGUGGAGGAAGAGGAGGAUGAAUGGAAGGAGGGCAACAGAGGGGAGCAAGGGCAGGAGCAGAAAGGCUCUACAGCCUUUGUGGCGGCCCCUAUCCCUGUCCACACUAGCCCUGAUGACCUCUCCACUCGUGCCACGUCCCCCGCUCCUGCUGCUGCAGCAGCAGCGGCGGGUGGGGUGCGGGAUGGGCGAGUGAAGGGUCUGGCGUCCAUGUUUGAAGCCAAGUGUGAGUGCCGCUGGGCCAACUUGCACCUUGCUAUUGCCUUGGCAGCCAAGCAUCAGAAGCAGGCAGCGCCGCUGCCCCUCGCCACCACCACCACCACCACGCCUGCCCCUACUGCACCUUCCCACACCACCUCCCACACGCCUUCACCGCUCACAGCCUCCCCAACGGCUACCACCCCAACGGCUACCACCCCAACGGCUACCACCCCAACAGCUACCUCCCCCACAGAGCCUCCCCCCACAGAGCCUCCCCCCACAGAGCCUCCCCCCACAGGGCCUCCCCCCACAGGGCCUCCCCCCACAGGGCCUCCCCCCACACUGCCUCCCCCCACAGAGCCUCCCCCCACAGAACCUGCCCCCACAGAGCCUCCCCCCACAGAGCCUCCCCCCACAGAGCCUCCCCCCACAGAGCCUCCCCCCACAGAGCCUCCCCCCACAGAGCCUCCCCCCACAGAGCCUCCCCACACGGCGCCCCCGUUGGCAGCAGGCCCUCAGAAGCAGCAGCAGUGGGGGUGGUCGUCCCUUCUCGCCAUGGCCUGGCGCCCCUCCUGGCGCUCUGCUCAACCCCCCGCUCCUGCCUCCGAACCUCCCACCUCCGAACCUUCCGCCUCCGAAGCUCCCACCUCCGAACCUCCCACCUCCAAACCUCCCACCUCCGAAGCUCCUGCCUCCGAAGCUCCCACCUCCGAAGCUCCCACCUUUGAAGCUCCCACCUCCGAAGCUCCCGCCUUCAAAGAACCUGCUUUCGAAUCUCUCAUAUCCGAACCUCCUGCCUCCGAACCUCCCUCUUCCGAGGCUUCCACCUCUGAAGCCCCCCCCUCCGAAACUCCCGCUCCCGAAGCACCCGGCUCCCAGGCUGACGUUGCUGGCAGUUGGAGGUGGGCAGGAGAGGAGGCGAGGGAAGCGGGGCAGGAGGAGGAAGGCGGAGCGAGGCAGGGAAGGCGUGACGAAGAGGAUGUUUCAACGACUGAGGCAGCUGUAUUGCUGUUGCAGGAAGAUCUGGGGAAAGCGCUGGAGGCUUCAAGGGCUGUGCUUAGUGGGAGUGAUGAGGAGAGAGAGGGGAGGAGUGAAGGGGAGCGGAGGGGAGGAGGAGAGGAAGUGGGGGUGAUGGUGCAAGGGGAAGGAGGGAGAGAUGGGGAGGAGGGGAGUGCAGAGGUGGAGGGGGUGGCUGUGGCAGCGAGCUCUAGUGACAAGGAAGCUGACGUGAAGGGUGAUGUGGAAGCUGACGUGGAGGGUGAUGUGGAAGCUGACGUGGAGGGUGAUGUGGAAGCUGACGUGGAGGGUGAUGUGGAAGCUGACGUGGAGGGUGAUGAGGAUGGUGUAGUGGAAAUUGAUCCGGAAGAUGACAUGAAACUUGAUUUGGGAGGAGAGGAGCUGGACGUGGGUCAGCUGCAGCGGGAUAUCGAGGCAGUUCUUAAGGAGGCUUUUAAAUUGAAAGGGAAGGGGUUGGAUGGGGUGUGGCGUGUGACUGUGGUGCGAGAUGGCAGUAAGGAGGGGAGCAUGGUGGAGGUGGAUGCUGGGGAGGUGGGUGUGGGGGAGGUGGGUGUGGGGGAGGUGGAUUUGGGGGCGGACGCUGAUGAUGAGGGGGAGGAUGAUUCAGAGGAGGAGGAAGAGGACGAUGAUAGCUAUGCUGGGGAAGAGGAUGAGGACGAGGAGGAAGAGGAAACGGAUGAAGAGGAAGAGGAGGAGAGCGAGGAGGAGAGUGGGGAGGAGGAGAGGUGUGUGGGGGAUAAGGCGAGGUCAUCAGAAGCAGCUACAGUGCAGGCAGGAUCAGGGCCUGCCAUACCCGUCUUGGCUGCUCGUGCUGCAGAUGUAGCAGUGGCGGCGAGAGAGGGGGGGGAGACGGAGAGCAGUGGGAGCGAGGAAUUCGCGGAUGCACGGGGUGCAUCAGGGGAUUCAGGGGGGUCAGAGGGUCGUGGAGAUCUAGGAAAGGGAGAGAAGGAGGAUGAGAGCGAGGGGGAGGAGGCAAGGGGGCAGCAGCAGCACCUCCCCAGCCUGCACAGCCAACCGCCCUCCUUGCCUCCUCAGACAUCCUCCCUCGCUGCUGUUGCUGCCACCACUCCUGCUGCUGCUGCCCCCAGUGCCAGCGACAGUUGUGCGCCUGUCACCUCCUCCCCACCUGUUGCUGCCUCCGCCUCAUUCCCUGCACUUUCCUACCCUCCUGAGCCCCCCCUGCCGCUUACUCACGAUACUCUCCCGCAUGCCUCCUCCAACUCACCACCCCUAUCAACCGCAUCACCACCACCUGCAGCAGCAGCCGUAGCAGGAACCGCAGCAGCAGCCGCAGCAGCGGUGGUAGCAGCAGCGGCAGCAAGGGUGGCAGCAUGCAGUCAAUUUGAGGAGGGCUCUGCCAACACAGGCGAUGCUGACAGCACUGGGAGCGCUGGGAGCGGUGAAGGCGUGCGGGCGACUGGCGGUGGUGAGAGCAGAGUGGGUGUUGACGGGCCUGGUGGCGCCAUUGAAGGCGCCACGGAUGAGCAACGCACCGAGGAGGAUAGAGUCUGUGUUGACGGCAUGGGCGGCAGUGACAGAAUGGCUGGCAUGGCUGGCAUGGGUGGCAUGGGUGGCAUGGGGGGCAUGGGUGGCAUGGACAGCACGGGCGGCAUAGUGAACAUUGAGGAUGUGGUGGACGACGGUGCCUCUGACAGCUCCUCUGCAUACCUCUAUCACGACGCCCACAUGGAUCGCUUCAGCUCCGCCUCCUCCCUGCGCUCCGCUUCCUUCCGAAGCACCACCUCUUUUCGCAGCACUGCCUCUGCUUUCGAUGACGCUGCCUCCUCCUUUGAUGACACAGCCAGCACCAUUGCCGGCUACCAAACCCCGCCCACCUUUCCGCCCUCCCCCGCCUACUCCUUUUCCUCCGCCCCCUCCCCCUCCCGCCUCUCCCUCACCUCCCGCUCCUUCCCGUCCCCGUUCCCCCUGACCCUCUCCACGCCGCACCUCUCUCCCCCCGAGUCCCCUGCCUCUGCAGCCUCGGAAGCACUCUACUCUGCUCGGGAAUACUUCACCCUGCGCGCCCAGUCCCCGUCUGCUACCUCUCUGCGCUCUGACCAGCGCUUCUUCAGCAGCCCGGGCGGCACUGACGGCUUUCACACGCCUCUUCAUACCAUGCAGUCGCCGUCUCCCCGUGCCGGCCUGUACCUGCCCUCUCCCCGUGGCACUUUGCGCUCUCCUUCCCCCCGUGCUAGCCUGCGCUCACCCUCUCCCCGUGCUGACCUGCGUGCAACAGCACAUCGAAGCGGCUUCCACACUCUCACUCCCCGCUCCGCUCUCCGCUCCCUCUCCCUGCAGCCCGCUCGGCCUUCAUUCGCCGCUGCCAGUGCUGCUGGCGCACGCAGCCUGGCAGACAGUGGAGGAGAGACAGGAGGUGGAAUAGGAAGAGAAGAAGCAGAGGGCAGGGAUACCAGCAGGGAUAUUGGCCGGAAUGUUGGCAGGGAUGGGCAGCAGCAGCAGGACUUGGGCCAGCAGCUAGGGGGAGGGAGGAUGGCGGCAGAGGAGGUGGAGGUGGAGGAGAGCGAGGAUAAGUUUGUGGUGGCUGAGCGGCCUGCUGCUGGUUACUCGCAGCCCGUGCAGCAGGAGCAGCGACAGGCGGAGGGGGGGAGGGAAGAGGAAGAGACAGAAGAGGAGGAGCAGAAAGAAAGCAUACCGCAGGAGAGGAUUAUUCCAGCAGCAGUUCCAGCCGUGGUCGCUGCUGUUGUUCCCAUCCUGAACCCUGACGCCCCAUCCUGUGACCCCACAGCAUCUGAACCCUCUCCCUGCAACCUCUCUGCUGCUGAUGCUGCUGCUCCUGACUCGGCUGCUUCUGGAGAAGACGCCAAGUGGAAGCUGCCUGGAAGGAGCCUGUUUGGUCUCUUUGCACGAGGCGCCGGUGGGAGUGCCAGCAGACGCACUGGGGGGACAGAAGAUGUGGCGGAGGAAGGAGUGGAAGGUGUGGGGGAGAGGGAGACGGGCAGCGGUGAUCCGAGAGGGGUGGAGCGCAAGGAUGAGCUUGAGAGCGCUCGGGUUGGGGUGAGGGAGGAUGACGUGGUCGCAGGGGAUACGUUGGGCGGAGUGGAUGGUGGGAUGGCGUUGGGGAGAGCAGAGGGGGAGGAGCAGAAUGAGGAUGAGCCUCGGGAGGAGGAGGAGGUGAAGGGAAACAGCGAUGAGAGGAGACCAGAAGAGGAGCUGCAGAUGGGAGAGGGGCAGGGGGAGGCAGAGGAGGAACGGGUGGAGGUGGUGGAAGGGUCAGAGAGUGCAGCUGGAGGGGUCAUGCUCAAGGGGAGUGGCAGUGCUCCCUCUGUGUCUGCUGCAAUGGCUGCUGGUGCUGCAGCGGCGGCUGCUGCUGCUGCUACUGCUGUUGCUGCUGCCACUCUUCCCAAUCAUCCCCCUGCUCCGCUCUCCCCACCUCCUUUAGCCUCAUUCGAUGCCCCUGUGCCUGCUUCUUUCUCCCGCUCCUCUAACACCUCCCGCCCUCCCCUCUCCUCCUCUCGCCCUCCUGCAAUCCUCCCCACCUCUGCCGCUGCUGCUGGGACCGCUCGGGCUCGGCUGCGGCCUGCUGUGUCCAUCGGCAGUGCUGCUGCCCCAGCUGCUGGGGAAGCUUCUCAGCUCGCCUCAGCGACCCGUGAAGGCCCGAGGACAGGUGCAGUGGGCGCAGCAGGAAAGAGUUCUGCUGCUGGCAGAAGUGGCGGUUUGGAUGGGUUGAGAGGUGCAGAGGAGUCGGUUCCUGGUAUGGAAAGGAUUGGGGAUUGGGAAGAGGGUGGCGAGCAAGAGGAGGGGGAGGUGUUGCAGGGGCUGCGGGUGCAGAACCGGCAGGGCGAGUGGCAAGAGAGUGAGGACUUCAGGCCGCAGUGCUUGCAGCAGCCACAGUGCAUGCCCUCCCUGCACCUGCCCCAUGAGGGAAGGAGCACGGCGGGAGGUGCUGACGCAGGGGGGAAGCGAAAGCACGGUGGCAGACGGGAGCACGAGACCAGGCGGACUGAUGAGGAUGAUGAUGACUCGGAACCGGAGGAGCAGGUGCUGAAGCACCGUGGGGCUGCCUCCUUUGCCUGCUGCUUCCGCCCAGCCGUCAGAGACUGA
Messenger RNA from Closterium sp. NIES-65, 7470 nucleotides. The record is from the annotation of a GenBank genome assembly. Lineage: Eukaryota; Viridiplantae; Streptophyta; Zygnematophyceae; Desmidiales; Closteriaceae.